CCAAAAAUUUUCAGAAAUCGGUUUUGAGAACCACCGGAAUCCACCGGAUGUGCCAGGAUCCUGUAACUGAAUGCCUUUCGGGAUGAAAUACAGAGGCCGCGUAGCCUAUCGAGUUUUCCACCACUACUCUUUUUCUUCCUACUCGUCAUUAUGGACAGCCAUUUCUCUACUCUCUCUCAUACUCAUUCCACAACACGUGGUGAAACUAAUCAGUUUCGUUUUGCCGAGAUCAAUGGAAUCGCGGAAACUGGCGAGAUGGUGUUGUUGAACAACACGGACGUAGACGUUGACCAACAUCCACAAGGACUGCAUGAGGAACCAUCGCGUACCCCAACAGAGGAGGAUUCAGCAGAGCAGGCUCGCUUGCUUGUGCUUGAAGCACGAUGCGCCGAGCUCAUGGCUGAACAUGAAGCAAGAAAGGUGGCUCUAGCAAACGAGCUUGGAUUUUCUCUGCGCGAGGUGGAGAAGAGGUGUGAGAACAAUCUUGCACCGCUUGUCGUCACCACCAAGGCGAUAAGCUCAUGGAACCUUUUCGUUUCGAUGCGUAAGCAAGAGGAGGAUCGGCUCCGUCAAGAUGGAGUUACUGAAGAAGAAACGAUCCAGCAGCGCAACGUACGCUACGGCGCUGAGUAUCAAGCGCGCAGGGAUGAACGUCCCAUGUUCCAACAAUUAGCAACGGAGCAUAAUCUUGAAGCAGGCUUUGAAGGCUACAUAGCGCCAAAAGCUAUGACUCAAAAAAGCCAGCAGCUUCGGCUAAACUACGCCGAAGAAGCUCAUAAAGCUAUCAACAGGCAGCUGAGCUAUAUCCAGAAAGUAACUGGUAUUGAAGGUUUUGUCUGUUUUGGAUAUCCAAAGGUUCUAGGCAAUCAAGCCCGCCGUUUGGAUACGGGGAGAUCGAUUGGCACAGAACUGGGAGUGGAAUUCUGGGACCUUUGCCAAGUUUUGAAUGAAGGUCCCAAGUACGCAGGGCUUCAGGAAAACUACUGUGAUCGCAUCAAUAAUGUACUUACUAUGAGUAAGCAGACUAUCUUCAGUACAUAUAUAAUCGUGCAAGUGACAAUGGGGACGAAAGAGUUCGCCAAGAUUGUGGUCCUACCAAGAAACGACGACGUAAUAAAGAUAAAAAUGAUUCCAAGCAUAUUAUUAGAUGCAGUGGCUCCAGAGUUUGGUAAAAUCACCACCAGCGUCCCAUGGAAUGCUCUGCGGAAGGGCGAGGAUCGUUAUGUCGAACUGGUACUACCACUUCCUGAUGGAGUCGAGUUCAAAGAACCAACCAAGGAGUUGAAACGCGAUCAAAAGCAUGCUUUGGCAAAAGCUUUAGAAACUGGAAGCAUUAGAUUAGUAUCGAAAUAAUCUAAACACUUAUCGAACCUUUCAUACUACUAGUUGCUGUACGAUAUAUGGGAGACACGUUGGAAACGACCCAAAAGGAUCGCUGAUU
This is a messenger RNA of Zychaea mexicana, 1441 nucleotides long. RefSeq lists its product as uncharacterized. The transcript has 6 exons. The record is from RefSeq and is a predicted model, not a curated record. Bases 151 to 1353 code for a protein of 400 amino acids. NCBI's taxonomy places the organism in Eukaryota, Fungi, Mucoromycota, Mucoromycetes, Mucorales, Lichtheimiaceae.